AGCGCGCUGACGAGACUGCGCCCAUCAUCUCUCUCUCACAACACACAUAUAGACAGAGAGAGAGAGAGAAUCAGUGUGUGAACAAUGGAAGCAUCCAGCAGCUGAUGUGAUGUGUAAAGCUGCAUGUCCUGCGCUCGUGACGGACCGAUGAUGAGGACGAUGAUGGUGAGGAGGAGAGACUGAUUCACUGAUGGCUGCGCGUCCACCUGCAUCUCUCAUAUCACCGCAGGCCCGGGAUGCGCGCACACAUGCUCAAGUGCCUCUGAUCAUACAGGAAAUAAUUCUUUCUUAUUCAUCACCUGUGAACAUUGACACAUGAAGACUGAAUGGGUGUAAUGCUUCACCAUACAAACAGAAGAGCUUCUCAUUGAUGGACCAGAAAGAAUCCAGAAUCAUCCUGCAGAAAACCAAUCGACUGCACCAGACAGGGUCACAUGAUCUAAAGAGCAAUCAGAAGACGUACAGUGUCACAGAUGCUGCCUUACACACAUUCUCCACGUCUGCUGCAGUGAGUGUGCAGAGUGGCCAUUCAUACUGCCACGGCAUUACAUCAGUCUUAGAGAAGCAACACUUACUAUGGCCCUUGUCAGCACCUUUGGAGGACCACUGAACUAAUGAGUCCCCAAACCACAGCAUUUUUCUUAAACUCUGCACUGCCAAGGGCUUGAGCCCCCCCCGGGCUUUUGGAAGGCAACAGGCAGCCCCAUUUCACCAUGAUCGAACCUGCAAGUAUCCCUGGGCUGACGCAGGACUGUCUUGUUCAUCCAGUUCGUACAUGUCCGGGCUGCUUCAUCGAGACCAAGGAUGCAUCCACUGUAGAGUCUGGUAUUAACCUCAAAAUGGCUGACGUGAACCGGGACUCCUGCCCUGUGUCUGAUAUUAACAUUAACAUGCAAUGCAUGAGCACAAGUGAGACGGCAAGUUAUGAAGAGCAGCUCCUCUCCGAUCUUCCCUUCGCUGUUUCUAAAACCCAGCUGGUGGAUAAGAAGGACAUAGAGGGGGACUUAAUUGAUCCAGCCUCCAAAAAUUUGUAUGAAGGCCUGCUGUUAGACAAGUGCAGUGGAGAGGAUGGCCUGCUUGCCAAUCCAAAUCAGGACUGGGGCUACUUUGAGUCCUUCAUCAGUGAAAGUAAGAUGGAAUUGCUGGAUCUCUGCUCAAAGAACGAGCUCUCUGUAAACCUGUUCUCCGAAGAGGACGUGGACAAUUACAUGUUUGAUGAUGACGAUGACUCCACUCUGAGCAGUGACGUGUGCUCGCUAAAGAUCCGCUACGAGUCCUUCCAGGACAACAUGAGAGAGAAAACAAAUGUCCUACAAGAGGAGACACAGUUCAACUUUUUCCCAAGUGUCCUGAUAAACUGUGCAAAAAAAGAGGGUGGUGUAGUAAAGCAAGUUGUGGAUGGGCUGCCAAAUAAAGCAGAGGAACUUGGAUUUCAGGGUGACAGCAAAGGAGAUGGGAAUGAGCGCUCAACAGAGCCGACGCUUGAUUACAGCCCCAGAAUGAACUGCUUCAUCGAUUCGAGCUAUUCGGCUGAUGACUCGGGGGAGUACAGCGACGACAGCUCCGCCACUAUAUCCUCCUUCGACACCUUCCAAGACGACAGGUCCAGAAAGAGCGCUUCAAGCUGCUCCAACCAUCUGAAUUACGGAUUACGGGCCAAGAGGAAAGUUCGCUAUAGCGAUGACUACUUGUACUACGUGGACUCCAUGGAUGGUGAAAAAACGAUGGAAAAGCGAGAGAAACCACCUGUUGGUCCAAAGCAAGAACUAGAUGAUGACUGGUGUCCUAAAAAGAGACGGAAAUCGUCUCGCAAAGAUCCACCUUUAAUAACCAAAGUCAUUAUCGUCAACAGGUUUAAAGGAGACAAAUGCAUGGCUGUAAAGCUCGCCAGAAUUGCUACUGCAGACACAUCUGUAAGCUUAAAUGAGGACCAAAUCAGCAAAUAUGAGAAGCUUGCACCCCUUAAAGAUUUCUGGCAGCAGAAACAGAGAGAAAGAGAGAAACUUCUUAAGCUGGCAGCAGGAGAUAAACACAAUUCUCACCAUCAUGCCUUUAGUUCCAGUCUCCCCAAAAGGAAACACAAACUAGCAAACAGGCUUAGGAUUCAGAGAAUUCAAACUGUGGAGCAAUCACCAAACAUGCAGGGUCCCUUCGCCUAUGAUCCCAGGCAGGAGGUUGCUUCUACAGAUGAGACCGCCUCCAUAGGAAGGCCAUUAACAAUAGCCACCAGCUGUGAAACCACAUUAGACCCAAAUGACAUCACACACGCUGCCGCCCGAAAGAGCAGAUCACAAGAGAUGGAGGAAAGAAGAAUGAGAAACAAAAUAUUCAGCAUACAUAAAUUCAGAAGCGAAGCACAACUAAGGAGCCAGAAAAUGAGAGACCUUGCGGAGACAUACGAGGGCAUGAGAGACCAAGACAAUGCGGACGCAGUAGGAGGUGCGGAAGACAAAAAAGUCAGCCCAGCUGCACACAGUCCUCAGUUGUGUGUGAGUCAAAAAGCUAACACCACCGAAACAUUUGCUUUUGUGUCUGCCAACUGUGCUCCGAACAAAGAGCCAUCGUCUGAGAAUGUGACCACGAGUGUCCCCGUCAUACCUGGGGGCUACCUACAAACAUUGUUAGAAGCCUCAGAUUCUUCAGGAGGUGGCACGAGAGCCUCUUUUUUCGCUUCGCAGCCACACAGUCAACACUCACUGGCUCUCUCUCUGGAAAAGCAGCAGUUCACCUCCAUUCAGCUAGCACAAAGCUGUGUACUUUCACCACCGUCAGAAUCUGAGCUCCAACAGUCCCCCCAGAAUUGUCCCAGUCUUGACCAGAUGUGGCACCACCAGCUUCAUCCCAACCAACAAUUCACCACUGCCAAUGUUGCAGAAUCUAAGGUCCAACCCAACCGUUUCAAUGGAGAGACGUCUGUGCCGGUGUCUGAGAGUCUGACAGCAUCUAUGUACAGCCAACUGAGUCUGGAAAGAGACAGAAUGCUUUAUGAAAAGAAUUACAUGUCUGAGCAGCCAUUGCCUCCUGACGUAGAGUUUCAAGCAUUGCAGGGGCAGACCCAGUUUCAAAGAGACUCGCUACACACAGACAACGGCCGCCUCAUCAGUUUUGACUCAGUUGGCUCGCUGUCAGCCACUUCUAGCAAUUACAGCUCUCUGAGCCUUAAGUCCUGUGAGAAAGAUGGUGAAGAUGAUGUAAACGAGAACUUUCUGGCCCACUGCAGUCCCAAGCUAGUGAUUCAGCAGAGUGUUGAUGCAAUCACACCCCUGAGAGAGACCACGGACUUGCUGGAUAUCUCCAACUUCACUCCUGAUAAAUUCCGACACACAUCAUUGUCAGAGCUGUCUCCUCCGGAGACGCCUAAUUUAUCCCCUCAAGUUAUGGGUCGUGAGAUGAAGAGAGCUGGAAAGGCCAGUGACCUCCAGAAUGGGGCUAAAAUGUCAUGCACCAAAGACACGGACUGGAACUGCAGUGAGAUAGAGCAGCAAGAUUUGAGUAGAUAUCCAGUAGAGAGUCGUGAGUAUCAGCUGCACAUUUUUGAUGGUGAAGAUAACUCAAGCCUGGCAACGAAAGAGGAAAACCGAGCUCAACAUGACGGUGAUGUGAGCGCAAUUAAGGGGACCAAGACAAAGAGGAAGAAUAGCAGCAAACAAUCUACAGGCCAGUGUAGCAAAAAAAGCAAAGCCCCAAGAGCUAAGGCAGACAAGGGCAAAAUUUCAAGGCAGACUUCGCGGGCAUCUAAAAAGCUUAAGGCUUUAUUAGAUGAAAAGGGUGCUAAAGGCCAGAUUGAGGGUUCGGCUCAUUCCCUGAAAGAGAGCAGCUCUGAGGAAUGGACUGCAGCUGGUUGGUCAGAGGGCAAAAUUCAAGGCCAUGAUGAGCACAGAGAGUUUGAAGAGCCAUCCAACAUCUUAUCAAACAUUGUCUCAGGGAUGGCCGAGGUGCAGCGAUUCAUGAUGGCCUCUAUUGAGCCAGCGUGGGGCCCAGCAGCCAAUAUCUGCCUUCCUUCAGAGACAAACAGCCUAAAGUUAAAAACUCUCAAAAUCCUGGCAGGAACGUCCUCAGAUCCGAAGAAGAAAGCCACUGCUUCUGUGGGCACCAAAGGCAAAAAAGUCGGGACAAAAGGUGGCAAAAAUCAGGCCAAGCUUAAUGGCUCCCUGCCCGGUUUACCUCAGUUGGCAUUGGGCUGUACCAUGUUUGACAAACCUAACCUUGCCGUUCCUGGAAUCAAUGGGCCUGCACACAAAAAGAUGUACCGUCACAAAACAAGUGCGAAAUUCUCUCGGAUGGAAAAUCUAAAGGCCACGCAACCCGAACGAGACCCAAACAAGGACACACCACUAAUGGCUUCUUUUGAGAAACUGAGGUAAUGUUUUUCAACUAGCUGCUGUUGCACGUUUCUCACUUUUCCCAUUUCCUCCUGUUUUCCUGACAUACCUACACACUGAUUUGACUCCAGAGAUGCAUGGGGUGGCGUUAUUCUUUAAGUAUCCCCCACUUUUUUGCCCCCGAUGAGGAUUUUGAUAUCUUGCAUGAGACACUUCUUGUACUCGCCAUUUAACUACCUAUUGACUGGUUGUGCAAAGCUUGAUUGAGAUUUCAAUUGAUCACGGCUGCAUUUUUCUUCUGCAUUCUUGUUUUUGCUUUCUUCCUUGCCGUUGUUGAUGGGGUUUUUUUUGUCUGAAGAAAUAAUUUGAUAUGUGCAAAUUCUCUUUUGGACUAUGUUUUUGUAAUUUUCUUAGUGAAUCUUGAUGACCUUAUGUAAUUAUAUUUCUCUCUUCGAACAUGUAGCUGAUGAAAAUGUCUGUGUUUGUGGAGCAAGCUCCGGGUUUGAUUCUGUUUGCAUACACAAAUGCCCCUUUCCUCCCUUUUACCGCCUGACUUUUCUACAUGAGAAAUGCUCAGCAUCUUGUUCGAGAUAAUCCGCACCCUUGCUAGUCUCCUAAACGUCAACAGCACACAAAGGGAUCAUUUUGUAUUGAAGACAUAUCAGAUUAACAUUGGAUUACUUUCUUACUGUUGGAAUGUACUUUUCUCAUGUCUCUCUAUCUACUAUGCUUUUUACAGGACUUGUACUGGAAAUUGUCUUUCAGGGAUAUUUCUGUGCCAUGGAAAUCCCCAAAUGCUUCAUCUUUUUAUUCAAGUUGUAAUAAUAACAUAGAUUGCAGACUAAAAUCAUACAUAAUCUACACGACUAAUCGAUUAUUAUUAUUAUUUAGUGUCACUGUACAGAAAUGCAAAACGUGAAUUCUCUCAGUGUGCCAAAUGUAAACUCUCUGUGAACAUUUAUUAUGUGAAUGAAUAGUGUACUGGCUGUUUGAUUUACUAUCCUGAUGAAUGCUCGCUGUUCUCUUUCAUGGUUUAACCAGAGCAGACAUUUCUGUUUGGUUAAUAUUUCAUUUUUUUUUUUUUUCAUUUGGGACCCUAUAGUUUGAAUAGCACCUGAAGCUGACAGUGGUACAACCACUCAACCAAAACAACCUAAUUUGGCCAAAUUCAGUCAACCUGAGAAUCACUUUGGUUUAGCAAAAGAGAAACUAUAGGACACGAGGGUAAUGUUGACAGAGGAUGCCAUCUGUAUGGAUACAAAACUGAGUGAUGUAACGGGACCAUAAUGUCCUUUUGAUGUACUGAAGUUGAAGAAUGUACUAAAGGGAUGUCAAACAUUUUCAUUAUGUUAUUUCUUGACCCGCAUCUGAACAAUUCCCUGCUUGUCCAUCAUAAAAGUCCUCACUCACACGCCAUUUAUGAAUCAGAGCAAGUGCUUAUCACAAUCAGAAAUACCACAAGUAUAACUGUCUCUCACUGUUGAAAGUGUUCCAGCAACAACAAAUAUUUGUUUUAAACAAGUCAACACACGAAACUUGUCAACCGUCGAGCGGGGCUAACUGAAACUUGUCACAACAGAAGUCAUUGAUUUACAUGUUGUUUGAUGUGUUAGCCAUACAUUAGCCAUAUUUAAAUUGAGGUUUUCUAUCUCUACACUUUCAAAUUUGCCUAAAAACCCUUGAAACCAAACGGUCCUUAAUACGUGAUUGGCAUGAACCGCAGGAUAAUAGUUGACUAAUUUUACCAAGAGUUCUAUCUCAGGUAAAGUACUGCCUUACAUAAAGCUCUGACCACAUCCGCCUGUAGUCGGCCAUGUUUAGGAUGAGGAUGAUAAUGAGAAAACCGCACAUGGCUCGCUGUCGGGCGGUCUUGUCUGCCUUCUCUCAUUUCUACCUGUUGUCAAAUGAAUGUACUUUGUACUGUGUGCCCCUGUCUCCACCUGCUGGUGCUACGAGGGUAAAUGCAUUCUCCCACAAAUGAUAAAACAAGGAAUAAAUGACGUGAAAACCCGUUCUGCUCUUUAUGAAUGUACUGUAUAUGCUUCUGUUUGAUGUAUUCACAACAUGAUUCUUUGUCAUUAAUUGGAAUUGCUUUUACCUUUUUGAUGGAGAAAUUAUUAAGCUUUAUAAAUAUUGUCUGGAGUUGAUACCAGAGGGAUUCUUAAUUAACUCUCGACAUUACAAAAAUAUUGUAUAUUUUUCUCUGUGCCAAUUUGUAAGAUAUUUUGUAAGUGUAUAUUUUUCUUAGAAUGUGUUGUGAAGUAUUAGUGUGUGUGCGUGUGAGUGUGAGCGUGUGUAACCUUUUUUUGUGCCUCUAGGCCGUGAAAAGGAUGUAUAAUGAGCCGUUUCUGGUUUUAAAAACCAAAAUACUAAGAAACACAAAAAAGGGAAAAAUCUACAUUUUGUUGCAAGUUUUGUAAGAAGAAAAUUCUCUGGCUGUGAGAGUGUUGUAUUAUUGUGGAAAAAAGAGGAAGUAAUUGUGAACUAUUUGCCGUUUUAUAGAUUUUCAUGUAAAUUAUUCUUGUAUUAUUUUAUGUUGUAUCUGUUGCGAAGGUUUUAAAUAUUUGUCAUUAAGCCUGUAUGGUGAAAUGUAAUAUUGGUAACUUGCUGAGUUUUGUAAUAAUGUUUAUGGAGUACAUAUACAAAUUAAAAUGAGAUUUUGA
Molecule: messenger RNA, 6985 nt
Organism: Triplophysa dalaica
Lineage: Eukaryota; Metazoa; Chordata; Actinopteri; Cypriniformes; Nemacheilidae
Gene: nexmifb
Product: neurite extension and migration factor b
Exons: 3
Coding region: 714-4364 (1216 amino acids)
Biological process (GO): negative regulation of cell-matrix adhesion; negative regulation of neuron migration; negative regulation of cell-cell adhesion mediated by cadherin
Cellular component (GO): nucleus
Source: RefSeq, a predicted model, not a curated record